AUCUCUCUGAAUUCACUAGGUUACGAUGCUACAUUAAGACAGACCUUCGGUUUUAUAACGAAGGUUGUAUAAUAAAAACGAGGAACUAACACUAAUAAUAUGUAUACUCAUAAUCCUCGAGAGUCGUGUGUCGCGUCUUGUACGCUUUCGAGCUCUCAGCCUCUCACUGAUGCACGCACGUACCUGAGUGUUUCCUUCAGACGCAGGCAAUGUUGGCUCAGUAGUCUCAGUUUCUGCAUACUAAUAGGUCUAUAUUUAAGUUUUAGGUUAGAUGUCAAGCCCCAGAUAACGCCUGGAACAUCCAAAUCAGCACCCAAGAAAAACAUGUCUUUUUUACGCGUCAAUCGACCGAUAGGGGCCUCCUGGCACCUGUAAACCACCAUGGAGGCACAGAGUCUCAGUGGUGGUGGUAUAGGGUAAGCCAUCACCCAACAUCGCACAGCGCCGCGCAAUUUCAAUCCUUUUGAAAUCCUUCUAAUCCAAAAGCAUCCUACAGCCACUGAGGCGGCAUUGAG
This is a messenger RNA of Aspergillus ruber CBS 135680, 515 nucleotides long. RefSeq lists its product as uncharacterized. Lineage: Eukaryota; Fungi; Ascomycota; Eurotiomycetes; Eurotiales; Aspergillaceae. Bases 100 to 375 code for a protein of 91 amino acids. The transcript has a single exon. The record is from RefSeq and is a predicted model, not a curated record.